Molecule: messenger RNA, 1862 nt
Organism: Phaedon cochleariae (mustard beetle)
Lineage: Eukaryota; Metazoa; Arthropoda; Insecta; Coleoptera; Chrysomelidae
Source: the annotation of a GenBank genome assembly
GUUUUAUUAUUAUUGGAAUGGAUGAUGAUGGGAGGGGUUUGGUUUUUAAUUCUAAUGAGUAAUAAUGAAGAUUCAAGUACUACUUGAAUACUUGAAAGCAAAUUACCAAUAAUAGCAAAAGUUGAAGUAUAUAAUCAAUCAUUUCGUAGAAUAGCAUGUCCGAAAAUUGCAAUAAGACUGAAUCAGUAUUAGUGUAUCCAUAUAUCAAAUAUUCCUCAUUCACCUGGAUGCCACAAUGAGUUUUUCAUCCUUGUUCAAAAGCAGUAAAAGAAAACAUCAUCCUGUCGAAGAAAACAAUAUAGCUGUAAUAGGAGCACCAACUAAUGUGAAUCAUGAUAUUCAUGUAACUGUGAAUGAUCAGGGCCACUUAACUGGGCUUCCAUCUGCUUGGGUAAGACAGAUAGGAACACAAAUAACUGAGGAUGAACAGUCCAAGAACCCACUUGUUGUGAAGCAAGUCCUACAAUACUACAAUUAUUCCAUAAAGAAGGGUAACCAGGAUGGCCAAGAAUAUAAACACAUUGUUACAGAGAAAGAUAUUGUGGAAGAAUCCAAAGAAAUAGACAAUUUUUCACAUUCCAAAGAUGCACACAAGAGUAAAGAUUCUAUCUUAUCAGAACACUCAGAGAAAGGUGAUAUUAUUAGGGAAACAUAUCCAAUUCGCCCACCGCGAAAAGUUGACGGUACUAAUCUAGUCCAAACAAAAAAUCUUGCACAAAAUUUUGAAGACCUCACACUAGUGAAUGAACUGAAAGGAGAUGUGGAAAUCAGAAAUAAAUCAGAUUCUGAUUUGUCAGAUGACGAUUUCAUGAGAAGGCGUAGCGGUCUCACAGAUGAAGAUUACAUGAUUAAAAUUAAAAACAUUUGCAAUCCAGGCGAUCCCUACGACUAUUAUGAAAGAAGCAAUAAAGAUCUUGGGUCUGGAGCAUCAGGUAUGGUUUUUGCAGCUGUUUGUAAAAAAAGCGGCCAACUUGUUGCUAUCAAGGAUAUUGAUAUGACAAAACAGCAUAAGAAAGAUUUGCUGUUGAGUGAAAUCAAAAUAAUGAAAAACUUCAAACACAAGAACUUGGUCAAUUUCCUAGAUGCUUUCGUUAUUUACGACGACCAUUUAUGGGUAGUAAUGGAAUUACUAGAUGGGGGCCCCCUAACUGAUGUAGUAACUGAAACGGUUAUGAAAGAAGGCCAAAUAGCAGCAGUAUGUUGUGAAGUAUUACAUGCUAUCGACUACUUACAUGACAGGGGCACCAUCCAUAGAGACAUAAAGUCUGACAAUGUCCUGUUAGGCAUGGAUGGAACCGUCAAAGUAACCGACUUCGGAUUUUGCGCCAACGUAGUGGGUAAUGAACAAAGAGAAACCAUGGUCGGGACCCCGUAUUGGAUGGCACCCGAGGUGGUCACCAGACAAAAGUACGGCAAGAAAGUGGAUAUUUGGUCCCUGGGCAUCAUGAUUGUUGAGAUGUUGGAUGGGGAGCCACCUUAUUUAAGGGAACCGCCUUUGCGUGCCUUAUAUUUGAUCACUGCUAACGGCAGACCAAAAAUUGCCAGAUGGGACACUUUGACCGAAAAGUUGCAGAGUUUCAUCGAUUUGUGCCUGCAAGUCGACGUCGACAAACGUGGAACAGCCAAGGAGCUGUUAGAGCACGAGUUUUUGAAGGACUGCAUGGAACUCAGAACUUUAACUCCUCUGAUCAGGGCCGCUAAGAAGAUGUUGCAUAAAACUUGAGGUCUUUUUCCAGAGAAGCAAUUGUUUGUAUAUUUUUGAUACUCAUAUACUAUCGAUAUUUUCUGACAAUUCCACUGCAGUGAUUUUUUGUUCGAGUUUGUAUGCACUAGAGUGCCUAAAACAGCAGUAAAAAUAUGAC